UUCUCCUUGAACUUCUGUGGACCCUGUGAGAUAGACCACUUCUUCUGUGACCUCCCACCUGUCCUGGCACUUGCCUGUGGAGAUACAUCCCAAAAUGAGGCUGCCAUCUUUGUUGUAGUAGUCCUCUGCAUUUCUAGCCCAUUUUUGCUGAUCAUUUAUUCCUAUGUCAGAAUUCUGGUUGCAGUGCUGGUGAUGCCUUCACCUGAGGGACGCCAUAAAGCUCUCUCCACCUGUUCCUCCCACCUACUUGUAGUCACACUGUUCUAUGGCUCAGCAUCUAUUACUUACUUGAGGCCCAAAUCUAGCCACUUACCAGGAAUGGACAAACUCUUGGCCCUCUUCUACACAGCAGUGACAUCCAUGCUGAAUCCCAUCAUCUAUAGCUUAAGGAACAAGGAAGUAAAGGCAGCACUGAGAAGAACUCUGGGACUGAGGAAAGUUCUGGCAAUAAAUGGGUAA
Messenger RNA from Grammomys surdaster, 459 nucleotides. RefSeq names its product olfactory receptor 10C1-like. The transcript has a single exon. Gene Ontology annotation, biological process: G protein-coupled receptor signaling pathway. The annotation marks the transcript as partial. Lineage: Eukaryota; Metazoa; Chordata; Mammalia; Rodentia; Muridae. The record is from RefSeq and is a predicted model, not a curated record. Gene Ontology annotation, molecular function: olfactory receptor activity; G protein-coupled receptor activity. Gene Ontology annotation, cellular component: membrane.